This is a messenger RNA of Funneliformis mosseae, 1620 nucleotides long. The record is from the annotation of a GenBank genome assembly. Lineage: Eukaryota; Fungi; Glomeromycota; Glomeromycetes; Glomerales; Glomeraceae.
AUGACAACACAACGUCCUGUCAGCGAACAAUUUAACCUUCAACCCGCAAAAUCGGGAUCUAACUCGCAGUAUCGACAAUCGGCUGACCUAUCUCACUUGGGACAACAACCGACAAACCAUAGGAGUUCAAGGCCAACCUCCGAAAUAUUCUCCGCAAAUAACCAUAACACAUAUCAAUCACCUGAAGCUGAAGCAAUCGACAAGUGGUUUGAAGACCUUCAACAUUACGAACAAACACUUGAAGAAAUGGCUACAGCGAGUUUAGAUCAAAAUUUCAAAGAAGAACUUAGUGCCAUUGAACAAUGGUUCCGAGUUUUAUCCGAAGCUGAACGAACGGCCGCUUUGUAUAGUUUAUUACAACACUCGACUCAAGUACAGAUACGAUUUUUUAUAACUGUGCUUCAGCAAAUGGCAAGAAAUGACCCUAUGGGAGCUCUUCUGUCACCGGCAAAUCCUGAAAAAGAUCUAAUGCAGGCGCAAUUGGCAGGCGCUAUGGCAAAAGCUGAGGUCGAAGCCAAACUAGCUGGUAUGUCUCUUAAAUCACCAACAAGUCCGACAUAUCCACGUCGUUUAUAUGAUCGACACUCGGGUGUCGAAUUCUUAUCUCCUGAAGCCGCCAUUUACUCGGAUCCUGCAGCCGCUCUUGCACAGCAAAGAGCUAGACUUCAAGCCAAUACCGGUAAUCGAUCGGCUUCCUUAUAUUCAUCACGACCAAAAUCUAUGGUUGCCGAGACAGAUCAAGCGGUUUGGGCCCCGACUAACCGAACAAGCAAUGGUCGGCCGAAAUCUGCUGAUCUUAGUGCCCUUCCUUGGACCCCAGCAGCUUUUCCAUUACGUUCUCCUCGACCUGGAACUGGCGCUUUUGACGGCGAGUUAUCUCCUCUCGUUGGCGGUAGUUGGGCUAGUAUGGUGUCUACACCUGUGGUACCAAUGUUUGCAGAAAACAAAAAUAAGCAAGCUACAGACGUUGAUUUGGUUAAUAAAAAAUUAACCAAUUGGAGUAUUAGUAAUAGUUCUGGCAAUCGUGUUGUUUUAGAAAGUGACGUUAAAAAAUUCCGUCGUAAUCACGGAAAAAAUAAUAAUUCCGGUGUUCCGGCUACAGUACAAGAAGAGAAAUAUAAUACAGCCAAUAUCGUACUAGCGAUGUAUGACGCUGAUGGAAAUAUUCGUUCGCCUCAACAAUCUCCUAUUCCAAGUCCAAAAGCUCUUGGAUCAAGGCAAAGUUCGCGACCUACUUCACCAAAUCCUAAUCCCACCGGUGGCUUGUAUCCCAUUCAUCCUGGUUGGGGCCCUUCAACUAGCAGCGGGAAAGGAACUCACUUAACACCUCCGAAUGUAGGAGUACCUUAUAAUGACGAGAAUGGCGAAGUGGGUGGUUAUCACAGUGAUCAUAGUGAUGCUUCACACCAUGCUAAUAAUUCAAAAGAUAUUCCACAAUGGCUACGAAGUCUUCGUUUACACAAGUAUACUCCGGUAUUUGAAGGAAUGAAUUACAAAGAAAUUAUCGAAUUAGACGAUUCUGAGCUAGAGCAAAAAGGAGUAGCUGCUCUUGGAGCUAGGCGCAAGAUGCUGAAAGAAUUUGAGAAAGUCAAAAAGGCAAUGGCUGAUAAGGGUUCAUAA